Messenger RNA from Callorhinus ursinus (northern fur seal), 1509 nucleotides. RefSeq names its product potassium voltage-gated channel modifier subfamily V member 1 (gene KCNV1). Gene Ontology annotation, molecular function: voltage-gated potassium channel activity; protein binding. The record is from RefSeq and is a predicted model, not a curated record. Gene Ontology annotation, cellular component: membrane; voltage-gated potassium channel complex. Lineage: Eukaryota; Metazoa; Chordata; Mammalia; Carnivora; Otariidae. Gene Ontology annotation, biological process: protein homooligomerization; potassium ion transmembrane transport; action potential.
AUGGAGCUGCCUCCCCGAAGGCGGGCGCCGCUGGACUCGCCGCUGGACAGCUGCUCCCUGACCUCGCUGGACUCCAGCGUUUUCUGCAGCGAGGGUGAAGGGGAGCCCCUGGCGCUCGGGGACUGCUUCACGGUCAACGUGGGCGGCAGCCGCUUCGUGCUCUCGCAGCAGGCGCUGUCCUGCUUCCCGCACACGCGCCUUGGCAAGCUGGCGGUGGUGGUGGCCUCGUGCCGCCGCCCCGGGGCCCUGGCCGCCGUGCCCAGCCCCCUGGAGUUCUGCGAUGAUGCCAACCCCGUGGACAACGAGUACUUCUUCGACCGCAGCUCGCAAGCGUUCCGCUACGUCUUGCACUACUACCGCACCGGCCGUCUGCACGUCAUGGAGCAGCUGUGCGCGCUCUCCUUCCUUCAGGAGAUCCAGUACUGGGGCAUCGACGAGCUCAGCAUCGACUCCUGCUGCAGGGACAGAUACUUCAGAAGAAAGGAGCUGAGUGAAACGUUAGACUUUAAGAAGGACACAGAAGACCAGGAGAGUCAACAUGAGAGUGAACAGGACUUCUCCCAAGGACCUUGUCCCACUGUCCGUCAGAAGCUCUGGAACAUCCUGGAGAAACCUGGAUCUUCCACAGCUGCUCGAAUCUUUGGGGUCAUCUCCAUCAUCUUUGUGGUGGUGUCCAUCGUCAACAUGGCCCUGAUGUCAGCUGAAUUAAGCUGGCUGGACCUGCAGCUGCUGGAAAUCUUGGAGUAUGUGUGUAUUAGCUGGUUCACCGGGGAGUUUGUCCUGCGCUUCCUGUGUGUGCGGGACAGGUGCCGCUUCCUGAGAAAGGUGCCAAACAUCAUCGACCUCCUUGCCAUCUUGCCCUUCUACAUCACUCUUCUGGUAGAGAGCCUGAGUGGGAGCCAGACGACACAGGAGCUGGAAAAUGUGGGGCGCAUUGUGCAGGUUUUGAGGCUGCUCAGGGCUCUACGCAUGCUAAAGCUGGGCAGACACUCCACAGGAUUACGCUCACUCGGGAUGACAAUCACCCAGUGUUACGAAGAAGUCGGCCUACUGCUCCUAUUUCUGUCUGUGGGAAUUUCUAUAUUUUCCACGGUGGAAUAUUUUGCUGAGCAAAGCAUUCCUGACACAACCUUCACAAGUGUCCCUUGUGCAUGGUGGUGGGCCACAACAUCCAUGACUACUGUGGGCUACGGGGACAUUAGACCAGACACCACCACAGGCAAAAUUGUGGCCUUCAUGUGUAUAUUAUCAGGAAUCCUUGUCUUGGCCUUGCCUAUUGCUAUUAUUAACGACCGCUUCUCCGCUUGCUAUUUCACCUUAAAGCUCAAGGAAGCAGCCGUUAGACAGCGGGAAGCUCUGAAGAAGCUCACCAAGAAUAUAGCCACUGAUUCAUAUAUCAGUGUUAACUUGAGGGAUGUCUAUGCCCGGAGUAUCAUGGAGAUGCUUCGGUUAAAAGGCAGAGAAAGGGCAAGUACUAGGAGCAGUGGGGGAGAUGAUUUCUGGUUUUGA